Geodia barretti is the source of this 906-nucleotide messenger RNA. NCBI's taxonomy places the organism in Eukaryota, Metazoa, Porifera, Demospongiae, Tetractinellida, Geodiidae. The record is from the annotation of a GenBank genome assembly.
AUGGGGCAUCUCAUUGUCGCCGAGGAUGCGCGCGCCGCCUUAGAGCUUGACAAGGUGCUGUUCAUACCCGCCGGACAGCCGUGGUUCAAGUCAUACAGGCAGAUUACGGAGGCGCACCACAGGCUGGCGAUGGUGCAGCUUGCCGUCAAGGACAGUCCGCUCUUCGAUGUGUCGGACAUCGAAGUCGAGCGCAGCGGUCCGAGCUACACGGUGGACACUCUACAAGAGUUGCAUGAACUGUACUCGGACGCCGAACUUAUUGUGAUUCUCGGCUUGGACGCGCUGCGGGAGAUAGACCGGUGGCACCAGCCGAGCCGAGUCUUUCAGAUGGCAAGCGUUGCAGGUAUGGCGCGUCCCGGCGCAACGCUAGACCCGAGUGUGCUGCACGCCGCCAUUCCGGGCGCGUCGAGCCGUAUGCGCCUGCUGGAUAGCGCGCUGAUUGACAUCAGCGGCACCGACAUACGCAGGCGCGCUUCUGCAGCCAGUCGAUCCGCUACCGUGUGCCUGUUGAAGUCGAGAGAGGUCUUCAUGGGCAACAAUGACGCUGAGAUCAUACUUGAGCUUGCCAAGGAUAAGGGCGCGCUGACAUUCGGCGAGUUUCGUCUUUCGGCGGGCGGCACGAGUUCGUACUACUUCGACGGGCGCAUCGUUACUCUCGACCCGAAGGGGGCAUACCAUGUGGCGCGCGCGUUCCUGACGGUGCUUCGGGAGUGCGGCGCGGCAGCAAUAGCUGGGCCAACGCUCGGUGCCGACCCGAUCGUUGCCGCGGUGUCUGUGAUGAGCUACCAGGAUGACGGCUCGGAAAUCCCGGGCCUCAUCGUUGCGCAAGGAGGCGAAGGAGCACGGCGGCAAGCGCGCUAUCGAGGGACCGCUGGUGCCUGGGUCUCGCGUCGCAGUUGUGGAUGA